Messenger RNA from Penicillium diatomitis, 480 nucleotides. Its product is annotated as coiled-coil-helix-coiled-coil-helix domain-containing protein. The transcript has 4 exons. The record is from RefSeq and is a predicted model, not a curated record. Gene Ontology annotation, biological process: mitochondrial electron transport, NADH to ubiquinone. NCBI's taxonomy places the organism in Eukaryota, Fungi, Ascomycota, Eurotiomycetes, Eurotiales, Aspergillaceae. The coding region runs from base 1 to 480 and encodes 159 amino acids.
AUGGCUCAGCGGGAUCCCCAAUUCAACCAGCAGGUCCUCGUGGACACCACGCCCAUGCCGGACCACAUCCCCAAGGUGGAAGAGAUUGGUGCGACCUCGGCCUAUCUGACCAGCGCGGCAUACUUUAUCGGGGACCGAUGCAAGGCCUUCAAUGACGAUUUUAUGAAGUGCAAGGACGAGGCCAAUGGCCGCGGAGAGAUUGAGUGUUUGAAGGAGGGGCGCAAGGUGACGCGCUGCGCUGCUAGCGUGAUCAAAGACAUCAACACCCACUGCCUGGACCAAUUCAAGGCUCAUGCCGACUGUCUUGAGAACAACAACCACUACAUGUUUGAAUGCCGCAAGGCCGAGGUCUCUCUCAACAGCUGCAUCUUUGACAAGCUGGGCCUGAAGAAGACCAUCCCCGGUGCUCCUGAGAACCAGGUCCCCGUCCACCUGCGCCCCAAACAGAAAUACGCCCAGUACCCUGGACCUCAGUACUAA